AUGGAUUCCAAAGAAAGUGGAGAAAGGAGAAUCAAAGUGAUUGGAUCCCAAGAAGAUCAUGAUUCUACAGAAAGAAAUAGUCACUCUGAAGCUCGAGAUUCCAAAGAAAUUGGAGAAAGGAGAAUCAAUGUGAUUGGAUACCGAGAAGAUGAUGAAAGAAAUAGUCACUCUGAAGCUCGAGAUUCCAAAGAAAGUGGAGAAAGGAAAAUCAAAGUGAUUGGAUACCGAGAAGAUGAUGAUUCUACAGAAAGAAAUAGUCACUCUGAAGCUCGAGAUUCCAAAGAAAGUGGAGAAAGGAAAAUCAAAGUAAUUGGAUCCCGAGAAGCUGAUGACUCUAUUGAGAACGAGAGUGGACCGGACGCUAAAGAUUCUGUAGAGAAAGAGAGUCACUCCGCAGCUCGAGAUUCCAAAGAAAGUGGAGAAAGGAAAAUCAAAGUAAUUGGAUACCGAGAAGAUGACGACUCUGCCGAGAAUGAGAGUGGGCCGAAAACCAAAGAUUCUGCAAAGAGAGAGAGUCACUCUGCAGCUCGAGAUUCGGAUGAGAAUGGAGAGAAGAACGAGAACAACAAUUCCAAUUCUGACGAAAGUGUUGAAAGGAAAAUCAAAUUGAUUGGAUCCAGAGGAGAUGAUGACUCAGCAGAGAACGAGAGUGGACCAGAUACUAAAGAUUCGGCUGAAAAGGAGAGGCACUCUGCAACUUGGGAUUCUACAGAAACAGGGAGUAACUCUGUAGCUCGAGAUUCUAAAGAAAGCUUCAAAGGCAAAAGUAUUGGACUUGGAAGAGAUGAUGAUUCUGCUGAGAAAGUGAGUCAGGCUGCAGGUGGAGGUCCCUUCCUCGAGAAGCAGAAAGCCAACUCUGUUGUGAAGAGGCCCAGAAGAUCAAUCCGUGAAUAUUAUGAAAGGCACCGGGAGUAUUACUACAAGACACCUUACGAGCAUCGUAGAGAACUAUGUGAGUCCUUCUAUCCCUGUGAUUACCUGGCCAACAGGAUUGGAUUCCAAACUGCCUACCAACAAUACUUCGGAAAUUAUUAUAAAUAAACUCGAGCCCAAACAUCAGCAAUAUCACAGUACAGUACUUUAUAUCACACAUAAUGUUUAUACAAUGGAUUGGACCGUGUUAAUUGGAAUGCUGAACGAAUACUUGUGUAGUUUCCAUCAGAGUAUUUAAAUCUAGUUCUGCUGGUCACAGCUUUUGCCUGUUAAGAACCUUUGACUUAAGGGGUCCUCACUGCUGUCUGGAACUGGGAUGAGAUAAUGUUUUGCUUACUAAUAACCCAAUCCAAUCUUCCACACUACAACUCAUGGCCUGCUUUGAAUCUUAAAACUGAACAGAUUUUCCAAAUCUCUGGUGACUAAAUUAUGGUAUUCUCCACACCCCACGCCACCCAAGCGCAUCCAUUCCUUUGCCAAUUUUACCAUAAGAUAUGUACAAGCUGCUAUUUCUACUGAAUGUAUGUCACCUUUGUCCUUUGAAAUAAGUGUGUUGUGAAAGGCUUUCAUGAAAUAUCACCAUCCCAAUCCCUCAAUAUUAGACACCUAGAAGGCUGCAUACCAGAAGAGCAUUGCACUCAAUCUUUUUCCAACGCCAAGGUGUUCUAAGCUGGCCAGAGCAAAGUAUUUGCCCAGACAAAUUAGCUGCUGGCGGCAAAUGGGCUUUUCAUUGUUCCGAAUUUAGCCCUUUUCCUCACCAAGGCCACAGUGCGGUUGACGUUGGGGGUGGAAACGUGCCUGUGGUUUACAAGGAUGUGUGCUCGUGAGGGUAGAGCUCACCGCUGUUGCACCUGCAAGUGUCUGGUGCCAACACCGAAUGCCUGAUGAAGGAUUGCUCCACAGCCAACUAAAAUAUCCUUCGCCUCAACAAAUCUAGCAGACAGGUUAUUGACUUUUUCCUAUCCUUUACUCAGUUUAAAAAAUAAAACGAUUUCCAGUUCGGCUAACAUUAAGCUUGCCAUAAACACCGAGCGGUAAAGAGAUUGAAUAGCCAAGAGCAGGUGAGGGUCUAUCCUUGCAUACCAACACACAAGGCUGAAAAAAAAUGAAGUGCUUGAAAACACGGCACAUUUAAAUCAGUGUGUUUGCAUUCUGUGUGAUAUAAUUGUGCAUGUGAUGAGGUAGUGGGUUACCCAGUGGACGCCAGACCUGAAGGGAGGCAAACACUCCUGAUGUAGUGCUGCUUGACAGUACUAGACCAAAUACAUACAUAAGCAUAUUUUGGCUGCUUCUAGGGAACCAGAUAACCUCUUGUCACGAUCGCAGCCAAAUGAUUUAUAUACGAGCAAACUGUGUAGUACUAGCAUGCCAAGUUUAUGUAUAAUAACAUCACACGACAUUUUCCAGGGUUGAGGUUAUGUGCAAUAUCGUGUAAACUAAAUGAAAUAGUGUACUUUUCUUCAGCAUGGAGUAAGCUGGGCCUCCUACUGUGUCCUUUUUAGAGUUCAAGCACCAAUGUUUACUUCUGUCUUAAGGCACAAAUGUAUUAUAAUUUAAACAUCAAAAGACACAUGGUCAUCCUGUCUCCAACAAGCCCAAAUACUGACUGUACAGUUGUACAUAGUUGAAACUUAAGGCGUUUAAGUUUUGUAAAUUAUUUGUUUAGACUGACGCUGUAAAUUGGCUCUGUGGGGCGGAACAGCAUUGGACAAGAAUGGGAGCAUUAUUUUAAAACAAGCUCUUUGGUUGCUCUUUAUUUCUGUGCUAAUGUAAAAAGUUUUGCAGGAAUUAAAAUUGUUUACAGAGCUACUCUCUCAGGAUUAAAACUGACCUGAGGGUCAACAAGCGACACCCAAUCAGUUCAUUUGUUAGAGAGUAAGGAAUCCUAGAAAACAAGGGGAUUAGUAUUGUGUAGAGUCUGCCCUGAGUAGACGCAGAUUUCUAAUGUUUGCAUCAGUUUUUAAGAGGAUGAAAUAGAUUUGUACAAACAAAGAGGAUAAACAGCUUCCUUAAUUUGGGAAAAAAAAAUUCCAACAAUACUCAGAGGGAUAAAACAUACCCUCACAACAUGGUAACUGUUCCCAGGGGUUAGGGGAGACCAGUGGUGUCUUUGGUUAGGUAUUUCAUAAUGUUCAGAACUAGUAUCACUGCACAAGCUGAAAAUAAUGCACUUACGUUCUUUGCAUUGUAUUUUCCUACUUUAGUUAAGCAGAAAUCCUGUAGUUUGAUGUCUGUAUUUUAUGAAUAUAACAAUAAAACGAAUCAUGUUUGA
Messenger RNA from Mobula hypostoma (lesser devil ray), 3205 nucleotides. Its product is annotated as osteocalcin 2-like. Gene Ontology annotation, molecular function: structural constituent of bone; hydroxyapatite binding; calcium ion binding. Gene Ontology annotation, cellular component: extracellular region. Gene Ontology annotation, biological process: osteoblast differentiation; response to vitamin K; regulation of cellular response to insulin stimulus. Lineage: Eukaryota; Metazoa; Chordata; Chondrichthyes; Myliobatiformes; Myliobatidae. The record is from RefSeq and is a predicted model, not a curated record. The transcript has 22 exons. Bases 1 to 1041 code for a protein of 346 amino acids.